Molecule: messenger RNA, 1422 nt
Organism: Boleophthalmus pectinirostris (great blue-spotted mudskipper)
Lineage: Eukaryota; Metazoa; Chordata; Actinopteri; Gobiiformes; Gobiidae
Product: zona pellucida sperm-binding protein 4-like
Exons: 8
Coding region: 105-1376 (423 amino acids)
Biological process (GO): prevention of polyspermy; binding of sperm to zona pellucida
Cellular component (GO): egg coat
Molecular function (GO): acrosin binding; structural constituent of egg coat
Source: RefSeq, a predicted model, not a curated record
UCUGUCGGCAUACCCAAUCCAUCACAACACAAAAGCCUCUCACGCAAGCCAUGCCAGCAGUGCCCCUCUUUGCCCUAUCAUCAUCUCAACAGUAACGCACUACAAUGGCGGUGUUCAAGAGUCUAUUUAGUGCGGUGAUUGCUGUUUUGGCCUGUCAUGUCCACAGCCAAUGGGUACCCAGUAAUAUGCAACAACAACCCUGGGCGACACCGACUCAACAUCUACCGCCCGAGAAUCCGAUACCCACCGCAACUGCACCACCCCCUGACAAAUGCCAAGUGGAGCGUGGCGCCAAGAUCCACUGCGGACACUCAGAUGUUACCCCCGAGCAGUGUUGGAGCAUAAACUGUUGCUAUGAUGGUCAGAUGUGUUACUAUGGGAAAGCAGUGACUUUGCAGUGUACCAGAGAUGGGCAGUUUGUGGUUGUUGUGGCGAGGGAUGCCACAUUGCCACGUAUCGAUGUGGAUUCUGUGAGUCUACUAGAGUCUGAUCGUGAGUCCUGCAGCCCGGUCGGGGUCACAGCAGCCUUCACUAUUUUCCAGUUUGCAGUGACUCAGUGUGGUACUAGAAUAACAGAGGAAGAUGGCUACAUUGUUUAUGAAAACCACAUGUCUUCAGCGUAUGAGGUGGGAAUAGGACCCAGAGGAUCGAUCACCAGAGACAGCCAUUUUGAGCUGCUGUUUCAGUGCCGAUACUCUGGCUCUGCAGCCCAGGCUGUUGUCAUGGAGGUAAAUGAUGUCCCUGCUCCUCUCUCUGUCGCAGCCACAGGGCCUCUCCGGGUGGAGCUCAGACUGGGGAAUGGACAAUGUCACACAAAAGGAUGUGUUGAGGAGGUGGCAGCGUAUACUUCCUACUACUCUGCCUCAGACUACCCCAUCACCAAAGUCCUGAGGGACCCGGUCUAUGUGGAGGUGCGGAUCUUGGAGAGGUCUGACCCCAAUGUGGUCCUGACCCUGGAGCACUGCUGGGCCACGUCUGCCCCCGGCCCUGACAGCCUGCCUCAGUGGGACCUCGUGCUGAAUGGGUGCCCAUACUCUGAAGACCACUAUCUGACCAAAAUGGUACCAGUAGAUGCCUAUUCUGGCCUUACUUAUCCAACACAUUACAAACGAUUCAUUAUGAAGAUGUUCACGUUUGUGGAUCAAACCACCUAUGCUCCAUACCAGGACACGGUGUACAUCCACUGUUCUACUGCGGUGUGUUAUCCCAACAGCAUGGACUCCUGUCAAUCACAGUGCCACCGGCAAAGGAGAAGUGCUGCAGCAGCCAAUGUUUCCUCCAACCAGAGAACACUAGUGUCAAGUGGAAAAGUGAUCCUGACCUCUGACCCCAGUCAGAAAGAGACUCUCAUUUCAAUCUCCAAAUUUAAUACCUGACGAUCCACUGACACAUGUUUUAAUAAUAAAGCUUGUUAUAAGCUUA